CUCCCCUAAGCGCCAUCCCCACCAAUGCUGCGUUUCUUUGCUACACACGACAAGAAGACCUCCAGGUCUUCCUGUCCUCGGCUCUGAUUUCCCCUUCCGGGGGAAAUCAUCCGAAACCCCCUUGCAAAUGAGAAAUUCGGAGGAAUCUUCACCCUAUGCACCCGCCAUUUGGAAAAUGAUUCAUUUCCUAAAUGGCCGGUACUGCCCUCAAGGGCCUGGUGUGACAUCCUUGCACACACCUGCAAUUGGCAUCAGAAACAUCGGGGGAGGAAGGCGAAGGGAUGUAAGGGUUCGCUCUUGCAUUUCUUUUCCUUUUCUCUUUUUCCCCAUGGGAGAGUCGUUGCGAAGAUUGUGUGUGCACUCGGCAACUUUUGACCGGGUGUGCGACACUUUAGUGCAAUACGCAGCAUGCCGUUUCCUGUUCCCCCCUCGCUGCUCACCCCCCUUAUGGGGGGUGGGUUGGAGGGGGAGGAUGGGAUUGGUAUCAUUCGAUUCCGAUUAUUCUGGUGGGGGUGGCGCUUCACUUCUUUUUUCUGAGGUUAGUUGGAUCCCCUAUCUUAUGAAAUCAUGUGUCUUCGCGGUUAGAGAACUGGAAAGGACUUUGUUUUCCCCCGGCUAAUUGUUGGGUUUGGGGACCUGUAUGGGUCCUUGUUUUAGGUUCUUGAUGGCCUAGGGGGGUUGGGGAUACCCUAUAUUGGUAAUGAGGAAGAGCCGUUAUGGGCAUGUGUUUAAGCUGCUAUUGCAGGAUAGUUAUAUACGUCUGUUGAGAAUGCAGCUUCCCAUUGCACAAUUCACUGCUUCGUACUUCGAAUAAGACAUGUAGAGAGACUGGACAGAAUUAUCGUAAC
Aspergillus eucalypticola CBS 122712 is the source of this 848-nucleotide messenger RNA. RefSeq lists its product as uncharacterized. The record is from RefSeq and is a predicted model, not a curated record. Bases 128 to 619 code for a protein of 163 amino acids. Lineage: Eukaryota; Fungi; Ascomycota; Eurotiomycetes; Eurotiales; Aspergillaceae. The transcript has a single exon.